UCACUACUGUUUACCAACUCUCACCCACAAUGCACUUGGACUAACAGGAAGCGUUUAAUUUCAGUUGGCGCGCCGCUACCACUGUGCGUAACUGUCGCUGUGAAACGUUGAGUACAGCUAAAAUUGUCUUUCACAAGUAACUUCAGCAAAUAUUCGUCCAUUUGUACACCUCGGCCAGACUGCUGUCAUGAUAGUGUCUGCUCCCAAAUUAGAAAUAAGGGUAACUCUAGCUGUUCGUAAGGAGGACUCGAACCUGGUAGGCAUUUGAAGCUUAUCUAUUGCAUAAUGGAGAGAUUGCAAUUGGGAGAUUUGUGUCAAAAUCCCCACUGGCUUUCCGUCUCUGGAAAGAUAACUUUAUUUAACUGUAAACGAACUUCGGCAACAAAUGAGAGCGAAAGAAGUGAGUUAGUUUUCCGUAGCCUCUCGUUUGAACGACAGGACAACACGUUCCUGAAGGCAGCCGAUGGAGCGGCUGUCAUCAGCGGGAAAAGACCAUCGCAUGUGGACAUUGUGAAAUGUAAAUGUACCCUAAAUGUUCAGAAGAGAGCCAUCGCACCAUUUGUUUUAGUGUCACAGAAGAGCGAGAGACGAGAGGGCUUCCAGUAUAGUCUGUUCACACUGAGCAGCUCAAACCUGCUGGAGCCCUGCAUUCAGUUCAAACUCCCUUAUCAAAUAAGGGAGAGUGUUUCUAUCCUCCAGGGCCCCACAGUGCUGUGGAGCCAUGCAGGUAAUGUGUUCUAUACAUCUCUGCAAGCAGGAGAGGUGAGACAGAUAUCCAUUCAUUUGUCUCACAUUGUUGCUGGAGAACUUCCCCUCCUCAAAGGCCAGAUAUUCAUUCUUGGAUUGCAAGAACAGUGCUUGAACAACCUGUCCACAAGCCAGACCCUGGGUUAUUUUGUUGAGAAUGGACACGCGUUUGACGGCUCUGUGAUUUUGCCUCAUCCCUAUGUUUGCAUCACACGGUGCAUCCUGGUGCUCUCAGCUGAAAGAGUGGACGAUGCUGGAGUGCUGAAGUCUGCUGUGGUCGCGGCGACUUCUAAUCAGCAGCUCGUUUAUUUUGAGAAUGGCGCCGUGAAAGAUGUGCUUCAGCUCCCCUUUGAGCAACCUGAGGACAUUCAGGUGGUCAACACAGGAAGAAGUGGCUGCCUGUUUGCCAUAACCUUUCACCAGGGGCAUGUGUGUGCUGUGUGGAAGGAAACAUUUCAGAUUGCCUCCCACUGGUCAGAUGUCAGCUCGGUGCUCGUGGACGACUUCUUGGGAUGUGGAUCAGACCAGAUGCUGUUGGUUUUUAAGGAUCACGGCGCAGCAGGACGUCCAUUGGAACGAUUCCUCCUCACUGACCUCUGUGGCAUUUCAUAUGCUCAUUGCCAGGACGAUGAAGCACCAAAGACAUCUCCUCCUUCGCCCGAGAACUAUCUCCUCACUCUUCAGGCACUAGAGUCCAGACUACAGAGCGGAUUGAGCGUGCUGCAGGAGCUUCAGAGAGAAGUGAGAGUUAAGGAAAGAGUUCUGCAGCAGUCGGUUCAAGCCCUCACUGAUGUGGUCUCAGAAAGAGAGACCGCUCUCACACAGCCUGAGCAGGAAGGCCUUAUUGCUCUGUGGGACUGUGAUGAUGAGUCAAAGGAGGAGGCCUCGGAUGACAAGACACAAGGCAUGCCAGCAGUGUCUUCAAAACCUCAAGUUGACAAGCUGUGGCAUCGUAUCGCUGAGGACCGAAUGAUUGUGGGAGUGAUACUAACCACUGACAGCUCUAUACCAGUGGCCAGUGUGAGCAUAUCCAUCCUGACAGAGACGGGCCAGAGCUCAACGCCCGCAGUCAUCCAAACCCAGAGCCAAGUGUUCUGGCUCCCUGCACCCUCCUCCUCCUCCUCCUCCUCCUCCUCCUCCUCUGCCUCCACGUUCCCAGAGCCUGCAACCAAAAGAAGCAAGCAGCACAAUGAUCUCAACACAUGCAGACUGGCUGUGACUGCUGUGACCAGGCUGACACCUCUGUUGAACUCUGGCUGUGUCAAGUGCUGUGUCAUGCUCCAUUACGUCCAGAGACAAGAUGCUUUUGCCCUUGUUAGCAACCCAACACCGGCUUUCCUGCGUUGUGGUCAGGUUGCUCUAGACAUCCGCAGCGACUUCCAGACCCAACUGCUGAAAACCCCCGAAAUCAAAACAGAUGAGGUUAAAGAGGACUUGCUGAGUCUGAUGGCAGUGCUGGACCGCUGGGUCUUCCACAUAGACUCGCCUGAUCACAGCUUAGGUGAUAUAGAUGGCUGGAUUCAGAAAAGAGUGGGUUGUAAGAGGAUAGAAGUGAGCCCACAGUAUCUACUGUUAAAUUCUUCAGGACCAUCUGCUCUCAUGCUGCUGCGCUGGCAUCAGAUAACCCCUUUCCAGGGGGAACUGUCUGUCUACUCCAGCCAGUUACAGAUGCUCCAGUUCCUGGAUGCUCUCUUGGCUUUCCUCCCCGUGUCCUGCUCCGUCCAGCCGCUCAGAGGUACAAGAGGACAGGGUGCAGCACAAAUAUUUUCUUUGGCACUGGAGAAAGAGGUGAUGUCACUCCGAGACUGUGCGUCAUUGCUGCUUUGUGUAGAAGAGGAGGAGACGAGGAAGAGCCUUGGACACGAGGAGACCCCUGAACCAGCUUCUGCGAAGGGGCUCCAGAGGUGUAGAGAGGUGUGGCAGCGGGACGUGGAGAGGAGCAGCAUGCGGUUGAGCCCCCUGGUGGAUGUGGGGCGAUAUCGUAGGCUGACCCAAAGCAUGUUCGAAGUCCAGCUCAAUGGGGACUUGGCAGCUCUCUUAAACAUUCAGAGAACUUUGUGGAGCUGAUAUACUGCACAUGCAACAUGGUUAUUUUUGAAAAUCACAUCGCCAAGUCUGUUUCCCGGGCAAGCAGUUAGCCUUAAUGGGAGGGAAAGCGCUUUAAAAAUGUAUUGUGUCGAGUGUAAUCACUAAAAGGCAAGUCCAUCAUGUAUGCACUGCACCUUUCACCUGGACUGAGAGCUCCCCUCGAUGCUGGCUCGCUUUAGCCUGUGUGUCUGCUCUCUCUCAGACAGCCUCUCGGGAAUUAUAUCUGCUGAGGGUCUGUUGUUGCUGUGUAGAGCCUCAGCCUAUUUCCACUGGAUCACCUCCUGGGUUUAAUCUGAUACUGAUGUGAUACUUCUCAUUCUUCUGUUCAUGCCUCUUUAGACCCUCUGUGUUCAAAAGCACCCUUUAAUGCUUGCUGCUGCAUGCUCUUCAGUGGGAGACAGACACCGCUUUCAUCCUGGAGUGGGAAACUGUUUGUGUUACGAAUAAAGACAACAGAUGAUGCUGGAGCAAAGGGUUAUACAUCUGCUCAGUGGCUGGAAGUUGACUGAAAGCUUUUAGUGGUACUUUCGCCUCAUGGUUCAGUUAUUUUCCUGUGAAAUGAUGUAAAUAAGAAAGUCCUUGGAUGCCGUUUCUCCUGUGAUGCUGCACAGGCUGUCAGUGCUGCUAGUUAAAAUACCAUUCGUCCAAGUAAACAUCAAACCCUCUUUAAAAGGACUUCGGCUUCGCUGGAUAGAUAAGCUCUGUCGCAGCUUGACCAGGAGUGUUUGCUGAAAUGGCUGGGGAGGUUUUUCCUCCCCCUCUUUUACACCUUUAACAUCAGAAACAGCAUCCGUUGAACUCACUGCCAUGAGAGUCCCCCACCUUGAAAGUUUCCUAUAUUAAUGAACGAUUCCUAACAUCUUCCUUUUGAUGUAAUACAGCUGCAGGUUAAUGACAUGAUACGGCAGAAUAAAAUCUAUUUUUGUUGUGUUAGAAUGGAAUUAAAGCCCCUGUUUAGUUUUUGCCGUUAGUUUCAGCCACCAUGCAAGUUGUUCACACGCCCUGCAUACAAAAAACAGGCAAACCCCCGAGACACCCCGUCACUUUCAGCCUGGAAGAAAAAUUUUGGAUUCUGUACAGUAAAUAACACCAGUAAAUUGGAUCACAUGUGAAAACGAAAAUUCAAUUUUAUUGGUGUUCCCUUAAAGCCCUGACUGCCACCCAGAGUAAAAUAUAUGGUUUGUCAUCCCAUUAUUGCUUGUUAACUUCUAUUAACUCUGAGUGGUGGAAGAAGGCUGCAGGCUUUCUACCUGCCGCUGAAGUCCCCUCACUUUAAUGGGGAAUGAAAACGUGGUAGAGGAAUAAUGUUGCUGCUGUUAUGGAACAACUCAGACAUGGAGAAGCCAAAACCUAAGCCACAUCUGGCUUAUUAAUAUGACUUGCAGGCAAAUUGACAGUUGACAGGUUUGUGUGUGUUUUGACACCUUUGUAGACACCAGCGCUUCAGUAUGGAAGCCCAUUUCUGCCAGGGAGAGAAAAAAUGGAUGAAAAGUUAGUCAAGAUAUAUUUUUUUUACACAAGUUAAAAUUAUGUGAUAA
Messenger RNA from Chelmon rostratus (copperband butterflyfish), 4373 nucleotides. RefSeq names its product FA complementation group B (gene fancb). The transcript is spliced from 8 exons. The coding region runs from base 286 to 2814 and encodes 842 amino acids. The record is from RefSeq and is a predicted model, not a curated record. Lineage: Eukaryota; Metazoa; Chordata; Actinopteri; Chaetodontiformes; Chaetodontidae. Gene Ontology annotation, biological process: negative regulation of double-strand break repair via homologous recombination; replication-born double-strand break repair via sister chromatid exchange; interstrand cross-link repair. Gene Ontology annotation, cellular component: Fanconi anaemia nuclear complex.